Cryphonectria parasitica EP155 is the source of this 1647-nucleotide messenger RNA. Its product is annotated as amino acid transporter. The record is from RefSeq and is a predicted model, not a curated record. The transcript has 6 exons. Gene Ontology annotation, biological process: transmembrane transport. NCBI's taxonomy places the organism in Eukaryota, Fungi, Ascomycota, Sordariomycetes, Diaporthales, Cryphonectriaceae. Gene Ontology annotation, molecular function: transmembrane transporter activity. Gene Ontology annotation, cellular component: membrane. Bases 1 to 1647 code for a protein of 548 amino acids.
AUGGGCGAAGGCAACGAAGGACAGAAGCUGGGGAGGAGGAGUCCGGAAUCAGGCGGUCAGACUGAAGAUGAGACAGUGGCCGCGACCCAGGACGGGAUGGUCGUCAAUGCCUCUGGUUACAAGGACCAGCUGAAGAGACAGUACGGUCUGGUUGGCUUGGCCGGAAUAGCCUUGACGGUCGAUAAUGCCUGGAUUGCUCUGGGGUCGUCGAUAUCUGUUUCGAUAGCCAACGGUGGUCCACCAGGUGUCAUCUUUGGCCUGAUUGUCGCCGCGUUCUAUUACUCCUUUAUUGGCCUGGGCCUGGCCGAGUUCUCAUCUUCGGUGCCCACAGCCGGAGGCGUCUACCACUGGGCAACCAUAGCCGCCGGACCAAGAUGGGGACGGAUGCUGGGCUUCUUCACAGGCUGGAUCAACUUCUACGGCUGGAUGUUCGACCUCGCCUCGCUCAUCCAGAUCACCGCCAACAUCAGCGUCAACCUCUACGUCGUCUACCACCAGUCGACCUACGUCUACGCCGCCUGGCAGGUCUACGUCGCCUACAUCCUCAUCACCUGGAUCUGCGUGCUCAUCGUCGUCUUCGCCAACCGCGUGGUCCCCCACACGCAGACCCUGGGCAUGUUCUUCGUCAUCGCGGGCGGCCUCGUCUCCAUCAUCGUCGUCGCCGCCCUGCCGUCCAAGCACGCCAGCAACGAGUUCGUCUGGGGUAGCUUCGUCGAGAAUAACGUGACGGGCUGGCCCGGCGGCGUGGCGUUCCUGUGCGGCGUGCUGAACGGCGCCUUCACCAUCGGCACCCCUGAUGCCAUCACCCACAUGGCCGAGGAGCUGCCUCACCCCAAGCGCGACUUGCCGCGCGCCAUCGCCCUGCAGAUCGGCCUCGGGUUCCUGUACGCUUUCGUCUUUGCCAUUGCCAUCAUGUAUGCCGUGACCGACCUGAGCGCGCUGACGGCCGGCGUCAACACGUAUCCUCUGGCCAAUAUCUACCAGCAGGCCGCCACGAGGAGCGACGGCACCCAGAACCUUGGUGCGCAGUUUGGUCUGCUGUUCAUCAUCUGGUGCUCGAGCAUGCUGUGCUGCAUCGGCACGACUGUCACGAACUCUCGCAUCUACUGGGCUCUCGCGCGCGACAACGCCGUGCCCUUCUCAGGGUUCUUUUCCAAGGUCAGCGAGAGGCUGUCAUGUCCUGUCCCAGCGACCCUUUUCGUUGCCGUGAUCGCAACGGGCCUGGGCGCCAUCCCCAUCGGCUCCUCGACCGCCUUUCUCGAUCUUACUGGAUCCUUCAUCAUCCUCACGACCGUCUCGUACGCGAUUCCUUUCAUCGGCAACGUCAUGACGAGACGGCAAAACUUCCCUCCAGGGCCCUUCCACCUCGGGAAGUGGGGAGAUGCCGUCAACAUCAUCGCCGUAGUGCUGAUUAUGUUCUUUAACAUUUUCUAUUGUUUCCCAUACGCCCUCCCCACGACAGCAGAGUCUAUGAACUAUAACUCCGUCAUCCUCGUCGGCGUGAUGUUCAUCACAGCUGCGUGGUGGUUCAUCCACGCGAGGACAAACUACCCCGGCCCCAAGGUCAUGACCAUGUAUAUUCAUGAGGGACAGGUUGUAGAAACGCCGCUGGAGGCUGGCGGUCUCAACACGGCGAAGGAGAAGUAG